Messenger RNA from Setaria italica (foxtail millet), 2170 nucleotides. RefSeq names its product protein EFFECTOR OF TRANSCRIPTION 2. Gene Ontology annotation, molecular function: DNA binding. The transcript is spliced from 3 exons. Lineage: Eukaryota; Viridiplantae; Streptophyta; Magnoliopsida; Poales; Poaceae. Bases 173 to 1888 code for a protein of 571 amino acids. The record is from RefSeq and is a predicted model, not a curated record. Gene Ontology annotation, biological process: regulation of DNA-templated transcription.
CGCCCCGUGCCCGCACACGGCCCGCCAAGUCCAAGGAGCCCGGGAUUUUCAAAACACGACACGAGCUCGCUCCCGGCGGCGAUGCCGGUGGUGCAGCGGCGGCGCCGCUGAGGGGAGCCCGGAACCCACCCCACCCACCGUGGGAGCAGCUCCAGCAGACCCCGCCCGAGCGAUGCCGGCCGCCGUAACCGCCAGGCUGAAGCGGGAGGACUGCCCCCGCACCAAGCACGACUCCCUCUUCUCCCCAUGGAAGGUUCUCGUCGGGCCGUCGGACUGGGAGGACCACUCCGCCGGCAAGGAGGGGGUCCAGCGCUACCGCAUCCGCAACCUCCCUGACAAUUUCCCCGGUAUCUAUGAGCUGGGUGUCGCCGGCGCGUCCGACGAGGGCGUCAGGUCCCGGAGGCGUGAUUCUCGGGGAGUCGUCGUGGUGUACCUCGGGCAGGCCGACAGUGUCAGGGCGAGGCUGCAGCAGUAUGGCCGCUCGGGGUCGCACCUGGACACUGGGAAUUCGUUAGGCUCUGCUGGUAAAGCUGAGGUGAAUGCGCUCGCCGCAGGGCCUGGAUUAUUCAGAGAAGUGUUCUCUCGAGGCUAUUCUGUAGUGUUUCGAUGUGCGCAGAUGGAUAAUAAACAAGAAGCUGAGAAGACUGAGGCACAGCUGCUGAGAAUAUUUGAUUAUGCAUGGAACAAGCUUCAGAAUGGUGCUUGUCGCUGUGAAGAAAUACUGCUCAAGUUAGAACAGGGAGCAACCAGCCGUAGAUCAUCUCUACUUAGCAGAGUAUGCCACUCGAAACAAGAUAUAUUUGGAGUAAAAGCGGGUAUAAAGAUAAAAGGAAGUGGGUCGGUUAACACCCCGCCUGGUAUUAUGAAAAGUAUGCUCCCAAGAGUUCGUACAUUUGUUGGUUUCAGACCUCAGCCAGUUAACUCAGAGGACAGUGGAGGCGAGGCAAUUGAUAUUCCCUGGAAGAAAAUAUCUGGUUUUCCCUGUGGUAAUAGACAAGCGCAUAGAAGGAGGUCUGGAGGGCACAGAAUAAAAAAGAUUGAUGUUGCAAAACGGAGAACUGUACCAAUACAGGAUUCUAACUCUUUUUGUGGAGUGGUGCUAGAAGAUGGUUCUUCUUGUCUGGAGCACCCAGUUGAAGGAAGAAAGAGAUGCAGCUUACACAAAGGUAGAAGAGUCAAAGGCAGCCCUAAAAGCUCAUCUACUAGCUAUCCUUGCCAAGCUGAGAUUCCAAUACCUCACCUAACUGAAGAUUUAGACAACUCAGAUCAAACACAGGAGAUUAUUGAAUCCAUACCUCACCUAACUGAAGAUUUGGACAGCUCAGAUCGAACACAGGAAAGUAAAAUAUUGCCCCAAAAUAUCUCUACAACUGUGGAGGAAUCCCCAAGACAAAGCAAUAGCAUCAAAGAAGAGGAGGUGAAAACUAGAGAAGCUCCUACAGAAGAUGGAAAACAUGACGCCUCCAGGGAUGCUUGUAUCUGUGACUGUGAAGAGAAGGCUUCCCAUGCUGAACCUGAGUCCCAGGUACCGCAGCCUUCUGGGAGAAUGUGGUUUGAGCUGCUCAAAGCACGGAAGAAAUCGACAAGUGCGGACUCAUCAAGAGGGUCAGGAUCUCAGACAAGAGAUUAUGCAGCGCCCAUCUGUGGAGCAAUGGCAGAUAAUGGGUCCUGCAAAGUGGUCCCAAAUGCUGGCAGACAAAUAUGCGAGAAAGACCGUGGAAUAGAGGUCGCUGGUGCUUCGUUUUCCAGAAGCUCAGGAUGGCCGUGUAUAUGUGGUGCUUGUACAGCAGACGGUUCACCUUGUAUGAAUAAGCCUGUCGAAGGGAGGAAGAGAUGUGCAUUGCACAAAGGUCAAAGAGGGUCAUGCACCCCUACACCAUCAGUUUAAUACAGGACGGUUUCUUUUUUUUUUCUUUUUCAUUCAGCUGCUGUUUUCGUGCUGCAGUUAGAAAAUUGAAACAUAGAAAACCAGUGCUUUUUGGGGUGGGGUUUAUAUUAAGCUGUUUCACCCCAGGAUGAUUCACCAUUCAUUUUUCUUUUCUUUAAAGUUCAUCAUUCACAUUUCUUGUGCCUCCAAGACGCUACAUAUUUUUUGUGAUUGUAUUUUGAUGUAUUUGCAGAGAGCUGAAGAUGUUCUGAACAUUGCAGUUCGAUGAAUUUUCAUGCCAAA